AUGGAAGCCUUGGGGUUUCUGCAGCAGGAGGGGAACGGCCCCUUGGUGACCAUGACCCUGAUAGUGGCUCUCGUGGCCCUCCUCAUGUGGUACUCCAUGUCAGCGUUCUCACAGCUGGAGAAGUUGGGCAUCCGACAUCCCAAGCCUUCUCCUUUCAUUGGGAACUUGAUGUUUUUCCGCCAGGGUUUCUGGGAAGGCCAGCUGGAGCUCCGAAGGCUAUACGGACCCCUGUGCGGGUACUAUCUUGGUCGUCGGAUGUUUAUUGUUAUUUCUGAACCAGACAUGAUCAAGCAGGUGUUGGUUGAGAACUUCAGUAACUUUAGCAACAGAAUGGCAUCGGGCUUGGAGCCCAAGCCGGUAGCCAAGAGCAUUCUAUUUCUGCGUGACAAGAGGUGGGAAGAGGUCAGAGGUGUCCUGACUCCUGCCUUCAGUCCUGAGAAGCUGAAUGAGGUGACUCCCCUCAUCAGCCAAGCCUGCGACAUUCUCCUGACUCAUCUAGAACGCUAUGCAGACUCCGGGGCCACUUUCAACAUCCAGAGGUGCUACAGCUGUUACAGCACAGACCUGGUGGCCAGCGUCGCCUUCGGCACCCGGCUCGACUCCCAGGAGGCACCCGAGCACCCCUUUGUGAAGCACUGUAGGCGCUUCUUCGAAUUCUCCAUCCCCAGACCCAUCCUGGUUUUGAUCUUAUCAUUUCCGUCCGUAAUGGUCCCACUGGCCCGGGUUUUGCCCAAUAAGAAGCGAGAGGAGCCAAACAACUUCUUCAACAAACUUAUCAGGAAUGUGACGGCCUCGCGGGACCAGCAAGCUGCCGGCGAGAGGCGGAAGGACUUCCUCCAGAUGGUUCUAGACACACGCCAGGGGGCCAGCGCCAUGGGCGUGGAGAGCUUCGAUGCCGUGACACAGGUCUUCUCCUCCACCGAGUGCCCGGCUCCUCCUCCACAGCCACAUGUGCCCCGAGGGCCACCAAAGCCCCUGACCAUGGACGAGAUUGUGGGCCAGGCCUUCAUCUUCCUCAUCGCUGGCUACGAGUUCGUCACCAACACGCUCUCUUUUGCCACCUACCUGCUGGCCACCCACCCUGACUGCCAGGAGAAGCUUCUGAGAGAGGUGGACCGUUUCUUCGAUGAGCAUGCCGCCCCCGACUACUGCAGCCUCCAGGAAGGCCUGCCCUACCUGGGCAUGGUGAUCGCAGAGACCUUGAGGCUGUACCCACCGGCUUACAGGUUCACACGGGAGGCGGCGAGGGACUGCGAAAUCCUGGGGCAGCGCAUCCCCGCGGGCGCUGUGUUGGAAACAGCUGUGGGCGCCCUGCACCACGACCCCGAGCACUGGCCAGAGCCUGAGGUCUUCAACCCCGAGAGGUUCACGGCCGAGAACCGACGGCGGCAGCGGCCCUUCACCUACCUGCCCUUCGGGGCGGGCCCGCGGAGCUGCCUCGGGGUGCACCUCGGGCUGCUGGAGGUCAAGCUGACGCUGCUGCGUGUGCUGCACCAGUUCCGGUUCCAGGCCUGCGCGGAGACCCAGGUACCACUGCAGCUGGAAUCCAAAUCUGCACUAGCUCCCAAAGAUGGUGUUCACAUCAAGAUCGUACCCCGCUGA
This is a messenger RNA of Orycteropus afer afer, 1602 nucleotides long. RefSeq names its product thromboxane A synthase 1 (gene TBXAS1). Gene Ontology annotation, molecular function: iron ion binding; oxidoreductase activity, acting on paired donors, with incorporation or reduction of molecular oxygen; heme binding. The coding region runs from base 1 to 1602 and encodes 533 amino acids. The record is from RefSeq and is a predicted model, not a curated record. The transcript has 13 exons. Lineage: Eukaryota; Metazoa; Chordata; Mammalia; Tubulidentata; Orycteropodidae.